CUCCGACAUUAGCAUCGGUCGCAGGCUGCAGACAGAGGACCAGCAGCCGCAGCAGCAGAGACUGAGGCCUCAGGUUCCCCCGGUUCACGAGCUCAACCUCAGGGUGUUUGUGCACAAAACUCUCGGUUGUAGGGCUGUGGUUUAGCAGUCAGUAUGGCGGUAGUCAUCAGACUGCAGGGUCUGCCCAUAAUGGCUGGGACCAUGGACAUCAGACACUUCUUCUCUGGCCUCACCAUCCCUGACGGGGGAGUGCACAUCGUAGGUGGUGAGCAUGGCGAGGCCUUCAUCGUUUUUGCCACUGAUGAGGAUGCUCGGCUGGGGAUGAUGCGUACAGGCGGGUCCAUUAAAGCCUCCAAAGUGUCGCUGUUGCUGAGCAGUAAGACAGAAAUGCAGAAUAUGAUUGAACUCAGUCGCCGCAGGUUUGAGGCUGGAGCAGGUGCCGUUGAAACAGCUGCACCUACAGCAGGAAAUGCCAAUCGGCAAGGGGGCACUGCCCUUAUACCCACAGUGCAGUCAGGGGCAGGGGGGAGAAGUGGUAGCCAUGGAAACCAGGGUUUCAGUAACACCUCUGCAUUAGUGACAGCUGCCAGCUCAAUACAGGAGCCACCAAGCCACAAAGUAAUAGCCAGCUUGGCUAGCAUAGUGCACUGCUUCCCCAACAGCUACAGCUCCACACCUACAAUCACCACAGCUCUUGCAUCACUCAAUGCAGGUCCCCCGCCCAUCCCUCCACUUCCCAGCAUGCCAUCCAUGCCCCCGAUGCCUACACUGCCCACCAUUCCAGUUCCCCCUCAAGUGUCCUCGCUACCCCCUGUCCCUACUGUCUCCCCCAUGUCACAAGGCCCUCCAAUGCCUCCUAUGUCUCACCUCUCCCACAUGUCUUCCAUGCCUCCCUUUAACCCCUCCCUACCUCCCCCAGCAGGAUUAGGCCCAGGUCUUCCUCUUGGAACCCCCAACCCAAUGCUGUUUAAUCCUCUCUCUCCCCUGGCCUCUCUUGGCCUUCAGGCUCACAUGAAGGCUGCAGCAGCUGCAGCCUCUGGGGUAGGAAUAGCUAAUCCGGAUGAGUUGUUUGUCCUACUGCAGAAUCUCCCAUUCUCCUGCUCAGAGCUGGAGGUCAGGGAAUUCUUCCGGGGUCUGAGUGUGGAUGGGGCUCGUCUGCUGAGGGAUGGGCAAGGUCGACCAAGUGGCAGGGCUAUUGUCAAGUUCUUCUCACCUCAGGACAGCUUUGAAGCAGUGAAGCGGGGAGGUGGCAUGAUGGGUCAAAGGUUCAUUGAAAUCACUCCAUCCUCUGAGCGGCAGUGGGCCAGCCUCGGUGACGGUAUGAUGGGUCAUGCGCCACACAAUAGCAGCAAAUCAGAUCACAUCAACGAAUUUCAGGACCACCAGCACCGUCGUGGAAAUGCUGGUUCCGGGGGUAGGGAUCAGCGAGGAAGGUCAAGAUCUCCCCACCGCCAGGAAUUCUGUGUCUACCUGAAGGGCCUCCCCUAUGAGGCAGACAAGAAACAGAUUAAGGAGUUCUUUAAUAAUUUGUCUAUUGUGGAGGACAGUGUCUACAUCGCCUAUGGACCCAAUGGGCGAGCCACAGGAGAAGGCUUCCUUGAGUUCAAAGCAGAACAGGACCACAAGACUGCUCUGGGUUCUCACAUGCAGUACAUGGGCACCCGCUUUAUCCAGGUCCAGCCAAUCAGCCGGAAAGGAAUGCUUGAAAAGAUUGAUUCCAUCCGCAAACGUGAAGCAACACAGGGUGAUGGAAAGAACCAGGAUGGCCUGAAAGCUCCCAGGAACUGCGCCCACAUUACCAACAUUCCUUACAACAUCUCCAAGAAGGAUGUUCGUGCCUUCCUCGACGGUGUAGGGAUUUAUGAAGACACCCUGAAGGUUCUUUCAGAUAGCCAUGGCAAUGGUUUAGGACAAUCCAUCUUCCAGCUGCGAACUGAGGAAGAUGCCCGCAAGGCUGAAAGACUGCACCGUCAAAAACUCAAUGGCCGCGAUGCCUUUAUCCACCUAGUGACCUUUGAGCAAAUGAAGGAAAUCGAGAGAAAUCCUCCCCCACAGAACAAGAGGGGCCAACGCACCCAAAAUCAGCAGGGCCAAAAUCAGAAUCCGCACCAGCAAACCCAGUCUAGUCCCCAGCAGCCCCAGAUCAACCCAUUUGCUGGGAUUAGUGGGGAAGAGUUUAACUUUCUCAGAAACACUAUGGGGAACCUUAAUAAUGCCCAAUUUGUAACUCCAUUCUCAGCCCCAGGGAAUGGGCUGGCAGGCCCUCCUCCUCUGCCUCCCCUGUCAGCAGGGCUGGGAGAUGUGAAUCUGGGUUUGGCUCCACCACUAGUUGCCGGUCUUCCUGGAGUAGCAAUCAUGGAACCACCAGGCUUUCGAACUGGAACUGGUGGAGGACUUUCAUUCAGUCAAGAUGGGCUUAGAGGCUUGGUGUCCUUUGAAAGUGCCAACAGAAAAUCAAGUGGAGGAGGACAGAAUAGAGGAGGAGGUGCUAACAACAACCAAGGACGUCCAGGUGGUGGGGCCACAGGUGGGCAGCAGGUGUUCACUCAAGGAGCUGACAGUCUCCGUAACCAGCCAGCCCCUGGCGGAUCCAGCAAUCCCAAUAGUCAACGUGGUGGUGCUGGCCCAACAAUUGUAAAACUUCAGAACAUGCCAUUCACUGUAACCGUGGAUGAGAUCAUGGACUUCUUCUAUGGCUACCAGGUGUUGCAAGGCUCCAUUUGCCUGCAGUUCAGUGAGAAAGGCCUACCAACUGGCGAGGCCAUGGUGGCCUUUCAGAACCACGAGGAGGCUGCUGCUGCUGUCUUGGACCUCAAUGACCGACCUAUUGGCGCUCGUAAGGUCAAAAUAAGCCUUGGGUAAAGCCCUACCCAAAACAGACUAACUGUAGAUACAAGAUGUUACACCUACCCUGGAUCAACAAUCUAGGUAAAAGCAAUUAUACCAGAUUAGAUUUAAAACUCAAUGUUUUUUCAGUUUAGACCAUGCCCUGUCUGCUCACUGUCAGUUAUUACUAAAGAGCACCCUCUCCUUGUGUGAAGAUAAUAGCAGGUAGGCCCCAGCCCCUGCAGUCUGUCUAAUAGGAAGACUCUGAUCCAGACUUUGCUCUUUCCUGCAGCUCCUCCACUGACUAUCGUAACACAAACUGAUGAUGGUGAUUUUGGUCUUAUCUUGUCUUGUUUCCAUGACAGCUUUGCAGCAUUUUGUCCAAUAAUGUCAAGAGUUGAUGCAUUGAACACACUCUACACCUGUUGUGCUGCUAUGGUACCAUGAUGGUUUAAUGAGCAAUUCUUGCUUUUUGCGUUUCAAUAUGCUCUGCUGGUGCAAUGGUAAGAUGAUAUCAUGCGCUGUUGCCACAAAAAAAUAUAUGAUGAAAAGUCACAGUACAAAUGCCAUGAUAACAUGUCAAUGCUCUGUUGCUAUUGUAAGAUCUUAAAAUGCUCUGUUGCUAUGAUAAACUCUGAAAAUGCUUUUUUGCUGUGGUCUAAUCUUCAAAUGCCAUGUUGCAGUGACAAGUUUAACAUGCUGUGUUGCGAUGGUAAAACCUGCUGUAGAUUACGUGUUGGUGCUCUGACGCUACGGUAAUGUCUUCUUCGCAUUUCCUGUUGCUACGAUAAAAUCAUAACGUAAAGCUAUGUUGCUGUUAUGGAAUGUUAAUGCUCUGUUGCUGUGGUGAAAUGUUGACAUGCCUUGUUGCAUCGUUGUAACACGACUAUACAUUUCUGUUUGCAGUGCUCUGUGGAUGUGGGAUGGACAGAUUCCUUACUCAUGUUUAAUUUUGUAAAUAAUGCACUGGGGCUGCUGAAUCCUUUCCCUCUUGUCUUAUUUUUCUGAUGUUGCUGUGUUUUGACAAUGCGACUACCCCCAGCCCCCAAGCCUUUUCUUUGCACAUGCUCAGCAGGUUUUUGGGGGAUUGUAGAACGUUGAGAUGAGGUCUAGCAUUUUUAGUUUGGUAGCUGUUUGUUGUAUGUAGAUUUGACAAUGUUUUGGAUGUUUCCACCUCGAAGCUAAUAUUUUUUUGCUCCAAUUAUCAGUGUAAACAAAUGUGUAUGAUCAUAUAACCAUACAUGAUGUGGAGUCGUCUUUGCUUUGGUUAAUAAAAGGACAUUCCUGAUGCACUAAUGCUCACCUGCAA
Platichthys flesus (European flounder) is the source of this 4135-nucleotide messenger RNA. RefSeq names its product copine I (gene cpne1). Gene Ontology annotation, molecular function: RNA binding; calcium-dependent phospholipid binding. The record is from RefSeq and is a predicted model, not a curated record. Gene Ontology annotation, cellular component: nucleoplasm; ribonucleoprotein complex; plasma membrane. Gene Ontology annotation, biological process: cellular response to calcium ion; regulation of canonical NF-kappaB signal transduction; regulation of RNA splicing. NCBI's taxonomy places the organism in Eukaryota, Metazoa, Chordata, Actinopteri, Pleuronectiformes, Pleuronectidae. The transcript has 2 exons. Bases 154 to 2862 code for a protein of 902 amino acids.